AUGUCUGCCUUUGACAGAGAAUCCCGCCUCAAGACCAAUCUGAACACCACAGAUGGCUCCUACGAUCAGGGCCUGGCCAUCUCCCAGGCCAUCCUGAACUCGAGCUUCGAGAAGCUCUAUGAAAAGUGUCCUGCCUUGCAUUCGUUUUCCUAUGAUAGUGGGCUUGCAAAGAUGGAGGGAGAGAUGCUGCCUUCGCGUUGGAUUGUGCCCGAAGCCACCCUUAACCUUGGCCAAAUCCUCCAUGUGUUUCGGUUCAAGACCGGCACUUUGAAGGUGGCAGGCUCCCAGGCCCACGUUAAGCUGGAUAACUGGGAGGUCGGUGUCUUGUGCGACCUAGGACAGCAGUUCGUUGGGGAGUAUGCCGAGGAGGACAAGGAACAACGCGUAUUCGUCGAAAAAGAGUUGAGCGUCCCCGGAGAUUACAAACUGCAGCGAUUAUAUGCCAAGCUUGCUUCUGCACAAUGGAACAAAUUCGAUGUGCACACCUCUAAGUUCUUUGAUGACAAAGGCAAUCCUAUGACUUAUGAAGAGUGGCAAAAAAAGGACCUUAUGGGCGCCACGACCUUUGGCACCACAUUGAGCUUGUAUGGCGCUGAUUUGCAGAAACAGGGUUUAUCUACCCUGGCAGUCAGUAUCAUCCUGACUGGUCUGCCCCAGGAAAUUAUACCAACGUUCACACCUACAAACGUCACUCAGCAGAUCUACCCCUACCGUGAUCAAAACGGCGAAUCGGAAUACGGUGAUACCGUCAAGGGAAGUAGAAAUUGUCUCCUCUUUCUCGAGGUGGUCAAGAAGGAGGACGGUAGCGACGGCCAGCUACCCGACGCCAGGCAGGUCGGAUACCACGGCAACUUUUGCUACCCGCCAGCCGGCCAGCCUGGAGUCGACGGAACCUUUGUCCUUGGGGGGGAGCUGUUCCUGGCUCGGUACCUCCUAAGGCAGCUCCAAGCCAUCAACGAGGCCUCGUCCAUCUACGCCUAUCGAAACACCUAUGACAGCGUCGGCGGGUGGGCCUUCCCAAUAGACAUAGGGAGGGAUCCUAGACACCGAGACUACAAACACAAGGCCUACGAAUUCGUCAAAUCCUCCAAGGAGCGGACCUGGGUUUACAACAAGCGGAGUGAUAACUCAACGCCGGCGGCUCUCGACGGGUCGGGUCGUUGGUGGAGCUCUGACCACUGGAGCGAGGCACGCACAAUUGUGUCCUGGCAGCCCGGGAAGGCGCCGUACGCCAAGGUAGAGGGAGAGUAUAUAUACUAUCGCGGCAUCACCUUUGCUGAUAACAAACAAUUGGCCGAUCCAUCGACUUAUAGCAAGGAAAAGUUUACGGGGAAAUGGACCCUCAGCGUGAGGGUAGUUAUUGAAGACGACGCGCCACGGCUCAAGCUGGAAUCCACACAAGACUUGGACUUCUUGGUGACCGGCGAGGUAGAGGCAUCGCCGGAUUUGGAACCCUACGAAAACAAAAAAUACGAAUUUCGCGACAGCGUCAAGCAUAGAAUCCUUUCACGGAUACCGGUAUUACGCAAUAACCUCCGAGAAGGAUUCCAGGGAGAUCACCAAUUUACGUUUCCUGUCACGGGGCAGCUCGCCUUCCAAGACCUCACCUUUAAUAAGGAGGGUGAUAUUCUGGCCGGCCUGAUUUGGAAAGAUGUUGAUGGACCGAUUGUCGUCCGGCCUCCCGACUUGACCGAUGUCAACAAGCUAGAGCCGUUCCUUCCUCUGACAGAUACAGUAAACUUUGGGCCCAUUUCUUGGAUGCUCAAGGGCCACAGAAAGUAA
This is a messenger RNA of Trichoderma aggressivum f. europaeum, 1782 nucleotides long. RefSeq lists its product as uncharacterized. The coding region runs from base 1 to 1782 and encodes 593 amino acids. The transcript has 8 exons. The record is from RefSeq and is a predicted model, not a curated record. Lineage: Eukaryota; Fungi; Ascomycota; Sordariomycetes; Hypocreales; Hypocreaceae.